UUUUUUUUCUUCUUCUUCUUCUUCCUUUUUUUACUCUUUCUUUUCUUUAUUUUUUCUCAUUUUACUAGUAUAACAAUGUAUCAAACUGAUCCUCACCCAGAUCCUUAUGCCAAUCAAUAUCCUCCUCCACCUCCCUUAACAUCUGAACAUCAUACUGGUUAUGGUUCUCCACCACCAGUUCCUCAAACAACUAACAACACUUAUAUUCCACCACCUCAACACACAUAUACACCACCUCUUCAACAACAUGGUUAUCCUAUCGAUGGUCAACAUCAUACAUCCACUUCGAUACCGCUUGUAGAUAGGCAAAGUAUUGCUGGAGUAGGUCACCAACCUAGUUACGACAAUUAUCAUUCAGUACCGAUGACCAAUGAUCCUCACGUAGUAAAUAUGGGUGAAUAUCAAACGGCAGCACAAGGUGAACAUAUGUACAAUAAUCAACAUACGAUGGCACGACAGGAAGACUAUUAUGCGGAUUAUCGAGAUGAACCUGAUUCUCAUACGCCUAUGGUUCAACCUUCAGAACAAAAACAAUAUUCCAUUCAACCUGAAGAUCAAGAAGGAUACAAAAGGCCUAUUCAGUCAAACAAUAACAAGAAUAAGAAAUAUAUGACACCAGGACCAAUGAUGGCACCAGAAGAUGAAGCUGAAUCUUAUCGACCUAAACAAUAUCGACAUGACGACGAUCGACGAGGUGGAUGUAAUUGUUGCUGCUACAAUCCGGCUAUGACAUGUUGUUCGUGCUUUUGUUUCCUUAUCUCUUUGGCGUUCUUGGCAGCUGGGAUUGCACUGAUGAUUGCUGCCAAGGUGAUCGGAGACAAGUGUAAUACUCAAUGUGGUGAUGCGGUGGACACAGCUAAAUCUUAUGGUGUGAAUGCUCAGCCUUGUGAUGCUAUUUGUGGAAAAGUGGUUCAUGAUGGUAUGUUCUAUGGUGGUAUUGCUGUUGCUGUUCUGGCUGGGAUUGCUGCGAUUUGGAAGAUAUUUAUGUGGAUGUGUGCUGCUGGCUCAAGAAGAUGAAGGAUUUGAAAUGACUUGGUUACUUUUUGGUUGUAUAUAUAUAUAUAUAUAAAAGAAGAAAGAUUCAUAAACACAAUCGUAUUAGUUAUUCAUUCUAUCUCUUCUGUUCUGUAUUUUUAGUCAUAUAUCAUUUAUUUUACUUUUAGU
Molecule: messenger RNA, 1164 nt
Organism: Halteromyces radiatus
Lineage: Eukaryota; Fungi; Mucoromycota; Mucoromycetes; Mucorales; Cunninghamellaceae
Exons: 1
Coding region: 76-1017 (313 amino acids)
Source: RefSeq, a predicted model, not a curated record